AUGGAGGAUAACGAUGAGGACGAGGACGAGGACGAGGAGGAGGAGGCAGUCCUCUGCCCAUCCGUGCUGCUUGCUGGCGCAUAUCCGCCUCCGCUCUGGGGGGAUCGGCGCAGCAGCUCUGCGGCCUCGCUCGGCGGCGAGCAGCUGCGCCACGCCAGCGCGGCGGCUGCGCCGCGCAGCGCCCGAACAGAAACUCUCCGCGGGCGGCCGUGGCCCUGCGCGCACGGGCGCCCACUGCCGAGCAAGAGGCGGGCGGGCGCCCCGCCGCCGCUCGCGGGCUGCGCUCCCGGGCGGCGGCCUCGCGCCCACGGCCCGGCUCCACGCCUUAGGUCGGGCCUGUCCCCCUCCCCUACAGUCGGGGAUGGACAGACCCCCCUUUAG
This is a messenger RNA of Prorocentrum cordatum, 381 nucleotides long. The record is from the annotation of a GenBank genome assembly. Lineage: Eukaryota; Dinophyceae; Prorocentrales; Prorocentraceae.